Formica exsecta is the source of this 1182-nucleotide messenger RNA. RefSeq lists its product as uncharacterized. The transcript is spliced from 3 exons. Bases 289 to 1059 code for a protein of 256 amino acids. The record is from RefSeq and is a predicted model, not a curated record. NCBI's taxonomy places the organism in Eukaryota, Metazoa, Arthropoda, Insecta, Hymenoptera, Formicidae.
AAUAACAUUUAUAUUUUUUUGAUAUUGUAUUUUUAUUGUUGAUCAUCUUGAGCAUUGAAUAUAUUUUAAUUUGAAUUUCGAUUUAUAUUAUUUUGAUUAUCAAGUUUAUUAUUACUUGACCUUGUGCGAUUUGUUUUACAAAAGAAUAAUAAUAAUUAUUGGCUAUUCUCUAUGUAAACAAAACAGAAUAUUUCCGUUAAUAGGUGGAAUCUUUUUUAAAGAGGUAUAGAUUUCUCUUUUUGAUACUCUUUAUAAAAAAGGGAAAGAAAAAUAGAAAAAAAAGAAAUUAUGUUCAAAAAAGAAAAUGUCCAAUAUUAUAUUGGGGCUGCUGUAGGAGUAACAGUGGGACUAUGUGUUGGAAAACUUUUAUCUUCAAAUACAUCCAUUGUCAUUCAAAAUAAGAUAUAUCCAAAUACAUCUGAUAUUAAAAAUGCUUCUGUCCAUCGAUCUAUCGGCAAGACAUUAAAGCUCGAUGACAUGUCUACUAAUAAAUGUCAUUCACGUUCUAAAAGUGCUCCCAGAUAUAGUGAGAAAAAUAUCGAAGAUUCUACACUUCUAAUUGCACCAUUAGCAAAACCAGCAUUAAGUGAUUCAAAUAUAAAUAUUGAUACAAAGACACCAAUCAAACAAGUGAAAUUGUACAAGAUGUUACCUACUUGUGAAUCUUAUCAGAUUUUAGACGAGGAAAAAAGUUUAUCUCAGAAUACAGAGGCAUGUUUCCUUAACAAUGUAAAAGAAAAAAUACAUAACAGUACAAUAUAUGUACACGAGAAUACAAUUUCAAAUGCCACCUCGACAUUAAAAUCAGAUUUAUUGAAUAUCAAGAAGACAGAAGACAUUCCAAGAACCACUAUCGAAUAUCCAUCUGACAGCUCUAAUGAAAGUAUCUCUUUGUAUGUUGACAGUAAUAUUGCUGCAUGUAAUACAAUUGUAGAUGUGGAAAAGGCAAACUUAACUUCUACUCCAAAUGAUUACGAAUCUUCAGAUAUCAAUCAGUAUGAAUUUAAUGAAUAUAAUUUAAUAUCCUCUACAAAAUAUGAUAUUUCGAUUCCUUUUUAAAUUUUGUUUGCAUCUACACAAAGAAGCUUUUUUCCUCUAUAUUGUUAUGGAUUAUUGCAUAUAUUCUGAUACGUAUGUAUAAAAAUGGCAAUGUAUGAAAGUUUUAUGAAUAAAUUCUUAGUU